CUUCCAUCUCGCUAAUAAUAAUCGUAUUUUCAAUCAAAAUCUUCUUGAAUUUAUAAUCGAAAAGGUGGUGAUAAAAAAAUAGAGGUCUAUAAUUUGUUCACAUAUUGUGUGGCAACGGCUUCAAUCUGGAAGUCUUACAAGUAAAUCUCGAGGGCGGCGAAAUGACGUCCGUAGCUCGAAGACGUGAGCAGGAUGAUUCGGGUGAAUAUUCGGAUGCUUCGCAAGAAAUCGAGCAAAAUAAUUCUGGAAACGAUGCUCCUCAACAAUCGGAUUAUGAUUCCCAAGGUAGUGAUGCUGAACAUUCUGACAGAGAUCCGGAAGCACAGGAAGCUGAGAAGCGUGUAGAUGAUGAUGAGGACCGAAGUAAUCCGCAGUACAUUCCUAAACGGGGAACAUUUUAUGAGCAUGAUGACCGAACAGCGGCCAGUGGUGAAGAAUCAAGCAACACGACAUCAGAAACCACCUCCGAGAAGAAGGAGGAGCCGGCUGCUGAGAGACGUCGUGCGCCUCGCAAAUCCGAAACAGUUAAUAAAUGGUCUCACGACAAAUUUAAUGAAAACGAACAGAUGCCAAAAUCGAGGGAUGAGCUGGUAUCAAUAUAUGGAUAUGAUAUUCGCAAUGAGGACGCUCCGCCUCACGCGAGGCGUAAUAGACGUUAUGGACGCGGACCGAAUAAAUACACUCGUACGUGGGAAGAUGAAGAGGCAUAUAAGAGGCAAGCGAUUCAGGCAGCCCAUAAGAAACCCCCCAGUCCCUCUGAUUUCCCUGAACUGAACGCGGUUAAUAAGCCCGGACGAAAACCUCGUGUCCCACGGCCCCGUUCAAAAUCCCAACCGGCCUCAAACGAUUCUUCGGAGAAUGGUUCCUUAAGACGAAACGCGUCCAUAAAGGCCAAAUCUAGACCCAAUCCUGUGGCCAAGGCUAACACGUCCACCAAAGAGAAGAUGCCGCCGUUGGAGAACCUUACUAUAACCACUGUUAUUAAUAACAACCAAAACAGUCAACCCUUACGUAAAGUGAAUGCGACUAUCGGACAGCAGGCGCCGGUGUCCACGGAUCUUGCUAAGAGGAAACCAGCCCCACUACAGAAUGCGCAAAGUAGCGCCAGUAAACAAUCGCAACAGAAACCGGCUCAAAAUCAACAAAACCCACAGGGGACAGGUGAAAAUCGUGGUGGCAGCAAACGGUACAGUAGUUUACGACAACGGCCGUUGGCUGAACCGUAUUCGCCUCAAAAUCAACAGCAAAAUCAAUCAAAUCAUCAGAACCAGUUUAGGCAUCACGGUGAGUUCGCACCGGGUGCUAAUCAAAAUAAUACACAGCAACAAGGCAGUCCGGCCGCUCAAAUGCAUUCACAACAAGUUGUACAUCAGACCCAGUUACGUAACGCGAAUGCUACAACCCAACAAGGACACGGGCCAUCUCCGCCUCACCAGCCGGUACCCAAUCAACCGCUCGCUCAGCAGCAAGUUCGUCUGGGGCUGAUGGAGCAGCAGCCGAUGGUGCCGCACGGGCAUCACGCCAUGCACAAUAUGCCGCAGCCACACAAUAUUGGUCAAAUACAAGCGCCACAAGCAUAUGCGCCGCCCGCUAUGAUGCCCGCACAGUACAUGCAGCAAAGCGGUAGCGGGGCGGUGUACGGCGGAGCGAUGUACCAGCCUCCACAAUAUCCGCCUCAUCAAAUGUAUCCGCACCACAAUUAUCCAGCCCCGGGUGGCCUAACGUACUACAGCUGUAGCGAGCAGGAGCAGCCGCCCAGACCUCAGAGGAGACCCACCGCAGCCAUUCCCAUCGUCAGGCCUGCUAUACCCGAGAGGCCCCCGAAUUCGGAAAAGGAUAACAUAGAUCGUAUAGUGGAGAAUAUGUUUGUCAGAAAACCUUGGCCGGCCACUCACGAUGCGAAAGACAAGGAGAAGAGUCUAGAGCCUCAAAGUAAGGAUUCCUCUCAGCCUAACAGUUUGACAUCCAGCUCAAUAUCUACCGAUUCCAAAACGGAAGAGAAGAAAGAAAUAGUCCAAGAAGCAAAAGAAAUAAUCCAGGAACCGAAAGAAAUCCAAGAAGUGCAGAAGGAGAGUCAGGAUAGCCAGAAAGAGAGUCAAGAAGAGACGGAAAGAGAAACGGAGGCCUGACAUGGAAGAUUUCGUGAGUGUUAUGAGUACUUUAGGAGAUAGGGAUUUUUGAAUUUUAAAUAAAAACUUUAUAAAGUGAAUCUUCAAAUUUCGAACAUAAGUGACGUAAUUAGGUUUGUAAUCUGUGCUUUUACCAUAGUUAAAAAAUUCUAUACACUGUUUCACAUAGACUAUACUCCAGAAUAUAUAAUGUAUAAACUUGGCGAAUUGUGUGAGAUCCUAUAGGUCCCUUUGGGGUAUGACAUAUUUUUGGAUAUAUAAAAUUCAUUGUUUAUCCAACUAAAGUGGUGCAUAAAAAACAUAGACAAUACUAUGUAUAGAUUAUAAUCACUACUAUAGUUUCAUUCCGUAGACUACAAAAUUCUAUAAGUACGCAAAUGUUUUGGUAUCAAAAUUAUAGUUAUAAAAUUUUAAUUAUAAAUAUAGUUAGGUAUCUUAAAUUGUAUAGUUUUGACUGAAAAAUAAUAAACUUUAAGUAAGUUUGGUAUAAUUAGAACUGCAAAUUGAAUCAUAUUUUUCUAAAAAUAAAUUAUGUCUUGUACCAUAUUAUUUUCAGUAAAAACAAUCAAGGGAAAACCCAAAACAUUUCCUCACAAAUUUAAAACUAAAUAGCCUUGAAAUAGAUAAAUUGUAGACUAGGAUAAUUAAAUUGUAUGAAUUUUGAAUUUAUGGAAGUACCAAUAUUGUUGUCUUUUAUUUAUUUCGCUUUUACGUAAUUUGAAAAUAGAACAUCAAAAUUAAUGAAGGUUGUAUCACUAAGUUUUCGUUGACAAAUUCAACUCUAAUCUGUGGCUACGAACUUUUUCAUGUUUACAUAUUCUGUAAUCUAUUAUGAUUACUAAUCUGUGGAUGCGCGGGAUUUAACAGUUGCUAUUUCUUACUUUACAACUCUUAAAAUUCUUUAUUGUAAUCGAUGGCAUAUUCUGUAAUCUAUUAUGAUUACUAAUCUGUGGAUGCGCGGAAUUAAACAGUUGCCAGUUUUUACUUUACAACUCUUAAAAUUCUUUAUUGUAAUCGAUGGCAUAUUCUGUAAUCUAUUAUGAUUACUAAUCUGUGGAUGCGCGGGAUUUAACAGUUGCUAUUUCUUACUUUACAACUCUUAAAAUUCUUUAUUGUAAUCGAUGGCAUAUUCUGUAAUCUAUUAUGAUUACUAAUCUGUGGAUGCGCGGGAAUAAACAGUUGCCAUUUCUUACUUUACAACUCUUACAUGCAUUUUGUUGUACUCGAUGGCAUAUUGUGUAAUCUGUGGCUGCAUGAGAUUUAACCGGAGUUGCCAUUUCUCACUUUAAAACUUUUUUUUUUAAAUCGUUGACACAUACGUAUACUUAGUAAUCUGCACAAGACGUUUAUAAGUUCUGUAACAUUGACAUUUUGACAGCAAUCUAUGUGAUUUAAAGUAUAAAACUAUAAUCAUAUUGAAAAUUAACUUAAAUUAUUUUCACCUAUCAAUCUCCAUUGUGCCUUUUUCAUCUACACGACACUGCCGAUGUACCUUGUACCAAGUUGGCACAAAUAAGCCAUAAACAUUGGAUUGAAUAAAAGUAUAAUUCUUUUUAACACAUCUCGAUUUACUGUUUACUAAUUAGACUAAGCAAUCGGCAGUUUAGUAGAGUUUAUACACACAGAUUUGUGUUGACUGUUAAUGUGUUUUCAUUUCCAUAAAAUAAACGAGAAAUUUCUUUGACAAGAUUAUUGUUACAGAACUUUACACACGCUGUUAAAGAUUACUAACUAGGUUUGUAUCAGUUGUAACUUCAUUUACGUAAUAUUUAUUUUAACGUCAGUUAAAGUCCAUAUUUUCCGUGCUGUAACUAGACUUUUUUUUAAAAGCUUGUCGUUUAAAGGGUAGAUAAAAGUUUUUCUUGGCUGUUCUAAGAAAUCUUCAGUUGGGUACAGAUAUGGGCAGCGUGUUUUAAAGGUCAAAGCUCUGUAAUAAUGCCGCUACUGUAGUGAAAAGCUAAGCGUUAACACCGGCAGGCGUGAGGAGGAACUUUGAUGAACGUAUGCCAUCUCAUUCUAUAUCUAUAUGAGAAAGGGAGAACAAUAUAUUGGUUUGUCCUAUUUUCUUUUGUCAGUUAUUAAGUGUUUAGGUUUUACUCAAGCUGUAGGUAUAGAAAAUGGAGUCUCAAAUGAUAGGUGAUCGAAGCAAAAAAAUUUUUAAUAACGCAAUGUUUCUCGGUAAUUUUGAGAAGUCGUUUAAACAAUCUACAUAUCUUAGGAAAAAUAAAACGUAUUAUUACUCAGUACAUAACAGUUAUUAAUAGCCUUAUUUAAGAAAUACAAAAUAUAUACACUAUAACUAUUGUUUUUCUAAAUCUACGAUAACCGGUUCUGUGUGCGUACGAGCAAAGGCCAGCCCCAAUUACCUCCAGUUUUCUUUAUUGUACACUAAUUUCGUUCAGGUCUUUCCAGCCGUUACCACGAUUUCAUGGGCCCAACUUUUGAACAGCCUUUCUCAUUUUCUUUUAUGGUUGCUAUAGUGUUACAAUUUUUCUCCAUUUAUCUGCUGUUAUGGUAUGUCCAGCACUUUUCCAUUUUAGUUGUUUUAUUUUGUAUGUAACGACAGUAAACCCUGUUUUAUCACUUAAAUUCUUGUUACUUAUUUUGUCAAUUCUUUUCUUUAUAAUACUUCGUUCACAUUGUGCUCACAUAACAUAUAGUUACAUUAGUGUAAAUAUUUAAAAAUAACUAACUGUAACCGCUGGUUAUGACAGAAACGUUUAGGCAGAGACAAGGGAUAUGUUGCUUACAUAAAUAUCGAUCGCAGAGAAUUAAUACGAAAAAUCUUGCUUAUAAAACUACUAUGUUUAUCUAUCUACAUCGUGUAGGAAAGAAGCGGAUAUAGAGGUAUAAAGCUUUUACAAUUUUUUAUGUUCAAAACCUUUGAGCAAGGACUGCUAGUAUGUUUGACAUAUUAACGACAAUUACUUCAUUUUCUUUACCUGUGUAAGUUCACUAGUCUUUAUUUAAGUGUAUUGCUAAAUUUGAAAAAAUGGCAACAUUUCACAGAAUUGUUGUUAUUGUAUCGUAACUGAAACUGAAAAUUUGUAAAAAAUAAAAAAAUAACAAAAACAGCUUUUGUAUACUUCUAGUUAUUUAUUAUUAAGUAA
Molecule: messenger RNA, 5239 nt
Organism: Pieris brassicae (large cabbage white)
Lineage: Eukaryota; Metazoa; Arthropoda; Insecta; Lepidoptera; Pieridae
Gene: btz
Product: protein CASC3
Exons: 19
Coding region: 162-2129 (655 amino acids)
Biological process (GO): mRNA processing
Cellular component (GO): exon-exon junction complex
Molecular function (GO): mRNA binding
Source: RefSeq, a predicted model, not a curated record